Messenger RNA from Peromyscus californicus insignis, 2279 nucleotides. RefSeq names its product nucleolar and spindle associated protein 1 (gene Nusap1). Gene Ontology annotation, biological process: mitotic chromosome condensation; mitotic cytokinesis; establishment of mitotic spindle localization. Gene Ontology annotation, cellular component: microtubule; nucleolus; mitotic spindle. The transcript has 11 exons. Gene Ontology annotation, molecular function: microtubule binding. The record is from RefSeq and is a predicted model, not a curated record. NCBI's taxonomy places the organism in Eukaryota, Metazoa, Chordata, Mammalia, Rodentia, Cricetidae. The coding region runs from base 119 to 1441 and encodes 440 amino acids.
UUCAUUUAAACUGACUAUAAAAGUCGGCUUGUCAACGCCUCGGGUGGCGCCAGUUUUGAACGGUGCUGUUUGAGUUGUCUGGCUGUUUUUCUGGGUGUCGCCGGGAUUGCAGAACGCGAUGACGGUCCCCUCUGCAGAGGAGCUGGACUCCUUCAAGUACAGUGACCUGCAAAAUUUAGCCAAAAGGCUGGGCCUCCGGGCUAACCUGAGGGCAGACAAGUUGUUAAGAGCCUUGAAAGCCCACCUGAAUCCAGAAGCAAGGAAAGAAAAUAAAAAUCAGGAUGAGAAUCAGUCUUCUGCAUUCUCCUGUGAUGAGACUGAGAUGCAAAUUAACUGUGAGGAGCAAGCUGAGAGGAAACCAGUUGGUCAUGUCACCACAACAAGAAGGAAGCGCAAGACAGUCCAUGGAAUUCCUAACUUCCAGGAUCAUUCUGAGAUAAAAAGAAGUGAUCGUACUACAUUACAGAAUCAAGAAAAGCAGGAAAAUCAAGACCUCAAAACUACUACGAAAGUUCCUUCUCUGCCAAACCAGAGCCAAGAAGACGGGAGCGCAGCUUCCUCAGGAGAGAGUGAAGUCAACGACGUUAAAGAUUCAAAGAUGCCUUUGGAAAAAAAAUCUCUAUGCACAGAUGGGUUUUCCAAACGUGGGAGCAAUAAAAAGACUGCAGCCACCACACCAAACUUUAAAAGGCUUCAUGAGGCUCAUUUUAAGAAAAUGGAAUCCAUUGAUGAAUAUAUUGUGAGAAAAAAGAAACACUUUAAAGAACACAAUUCACUUAAUGAACUAAAGCAGCUUGAGAAAAAAGGGAUAGUGACCCCAGUUCCAGCAAGAGGAAGAUUCUCUGUACCCUAUACUCCUGCCAGGCAGCAGUUCUCACAAGACCAGUCCCAUGGCCCUGAAAGUCUGAAGGGGUCAGACAAGCACUCUGUGCUUUCAGCAACUAAAAUGAAUGUCAGGUUUUCAGCUGCUACUAAAGAUAAUGAACAUAAGUAUUCACUGACCAAGACUCCGGCCAGAAAGUCUCCACGUGUGACCCUACCUGGGAGUGCCUCAAAAAACCAGGCUGUGUUCAGGACACCCAAGCUAAAGACCACUGAGAGGAAUUCUACUACUGCAGUUCUUACCCCAUUCCAGUGGUCAGCUGAAGCAGCACAGACUCCAGGCUCCAGUAAGAAGCCAGUGUUUGAUCUCCAGGCAAGCUUGUCUCGUCCCCUCAACUACAAGCCACACAAAGGAAAGCUGAAACCUUGGGGGCAAUCUAAAGAGAAUAGUUCUCUGAAUGAGUGUGUAAGCAGAGUUAGCCUGCACAGGAAAACUUACAAACAGCCUCAUCUCCACACCAGGGAAGAACAACGGAAGAAACACGAGCAAGAACGAAAGGAGAGGAAGGCAAAGGUCUUGGAAGCUCGAAGAAACCUGGUUACGACCAAAGCCCAGUGAUACCGUCCAGUCCUUUCCUUCCAAUUUGUUUUCCUUCUCUUGGUGUUUUUAUACUCUCCUCUACGUUAGUCCAAAGCUUUUUCUACCAUAACUGUCUGUCGGUCCUAAUUUGUGGAGUGUCUGCUCUUCAUGUGCUAUAGCUCUGAAAAUACAUUCUCAUCCUAAAGUUCACAACUAAAGUGGUUUUCACCUAAUGUCCUGUAAAACUCUGCUUUUUAAAGUCCUGUCCUUGGGGUUCUUGACGGGUUUUCCAUGUCAAGGUCCUGCUAGUUCUAACAGGGACGACCUGCAUCCUUUCCUGGACAAGAGCACUUCCCACAUGGCACCAAGCCAUAGCAGAAGCUUAGCAUGAGAAUCUGAGUGAGAUCAAGUUCACAGGAAAAAGGAGGCUGGAGAGGCCACCUUUUUGUUCACUAGUCUGGAAAAUCUAAUAAUCUUAUUUGGCUAUGAAUCAAUAUUUUAUCAAGGUAAAGACAUGUUUUAGCUUAUAGGAGCCUUGUUCAGAUCAUUUCAUGUAAUUGCCAACUGUCACUCAUAUUUUUAAAACAGAAUUCUUUGUCUCUACUUGUUAAAUAAAAGCCACAGGGCAGAGGGUGUGCCUCAGUUGUACAGCACUUGUCUACCACACACUGGACCCUGGAUUUGACCUGUUACCAUCAAAACCAAAACAGAAUCGCUGCUGUACAAGUUGCCAUGUCUGUCAGACUUAAACCUUACUAGCUGUAAGGGAGAGAGGAGAGCAGCUAAACAUAGCUUCAGUUCUUUGCUCUGCCAGACAGAGAUUCUGAGUGGUGUGUAAUGCUUAUGAUUUUCAUAAAUAAAAAUGUUUUCACUGUGA